Messenger RNA from Dentiscutata heterogama, 879 nucleotides. Lineage: Eukaryota; Fungi; Glomeromycota; Glomeromycetes; Diversisporales; Gigasporaceae. The record is from the annotation of a GenBank genome assembly.
AUGAAAUUUACUUCACAAAUAAAUAUUUUCUUAUUUUAUAUUCUUUAUUCAAGGAAUAUAUUAGCAAACAGUCUUAUUGAAAAUUUUGAUAUUUCGACGCAACAAUGGACUGUACCAAAUAUUUUAGGAAAUACAUCACUAGUCAUUAGUGGCGAUCAAUGUGUUGUUUCAGAAGAUAUAAUUUAUGUCUUUAGCGGAAAUGCAGAAAACAAAAUGUUGGUUUUAAAUACUUCAAGUUUAACAUUAUCAACAUUAUCAUAUGAUACUGCGCCUGCUGCAUUAGUGAGAUAUAGUGCAACUCUUUUACCGAAUGGAGAUAUUUUUUAUAUUGGUGGAAGGUUUUAUAGUAACUUUUCUAUCUUUGGUUCAAUGGGAAUGAUACCAACAUUUAACAUCAAUAAUAGUACAUGGAGAACUAUUGUUACAUCAGGUCUAAUUCCACUUCCUCAGGCUGGUCAUACAGCAACUUUUAUACCUCAACAUAAUCAGAUUUUAAUUAUAGACGGCUAUCCACAAGGUCCAAUAGUCUCCUUGGAUAUUUCAACAUUGAUUUGGUCAACUCCUACGGUUUCAAAUAAUGGUAUUUUGCCAGGCCUUUUUUGGCAUACCUCUACAUUAUUUGAUAAAUAUAUUUUGGUCGCAUUUGGUGAAUAUGUUGAUUACCAACCCAUCAGUAAUAUUUAUCUUCUCGAUAUAAGUCAAAAAAAUAAUUAUAAAUGGGUUAGCACAUAUGAUCCUCCACCUACAUCUAUAACAUAUAUAGCAUCCCCAUCAAUACAUCCACCAAGUUCUUCACUUACAUCCAUGCCAACUUACGUGAGUAGCCCUAAUUUGGGACUAAUUAUUGGUCUAGUUUUUGGUGGGAUUGCUGCAGUUGCA